UGUUUUUUCGAGGUUAGAAAUUAGAUUUGUUUUCCCAAUUUGUUCCAGAAUUCAAGUUUAUAAUCAAGGUGCUGCUGAAUAAUCGUGUUCUUUUUGUACUGUGCUAAGGUUUAAAUUCAUAAUUUGUGUCCUUUAAAUUCGUCACUGCAAAAUGUCGUACUUAAAUUUUGUUCAAGAAGGUAAUGUCGCCCUCUUGUUGUGGAACUCUUCCGAUGAACAGUCCCUCAUGACUUCCACAGUUGAUGCAAUCAAAGAAAAAUGUGGCUCUUCCGGCGAUGUGCGCGUGGAAAAUCUGCAGAGAUUGGCCAUAGGUCAGCAUGGAUCCUCUUCUUUUGAUGUAAUUUUCUCAGGAAUCCUCUCUCCGCCAUCAUUCAAUCAUGAUGACCUUGUUUUAGCAGAAAUUUUACGUAUCAUCAAACCCAAUGGGAGACUUAUUCUUCGAGAACCUGUGGUCGAAACUGCCGAUGGAAAUGGCAAAGUCUUAACCUCUGAACAGUUUCGAAGCAAAUUACUGAUCAGCGGGUUCAGCAACAUUAGUGAACCGAAAACGCUUAACCUAGAGGAUGCAGAGAUUUCAGCUAUCAAGAAGUCCUUCAACACAGAAAAAAAUAUCUCUGUGAUGGAAAUCAUUUGCCAGAAACCAAAUUUUGAGGUUGGAGCAUCAGCUAAAUUACCUUUUGCCAACAAAUUAUUCGAAAGUGCUGCUGCUGUAUGGAAACUGGAGAGCUCUCUUGAUGACUCGAUUGAGGUCAUUGAUUCGGACAAACUGCUCGAUGAAGAGGAUCUCAAAAAACCAGACCCUCAGUCUUUGAAAGUUUGUGGCACAACUGGGAAAAGAAAAGCAUGCAAAAAUUGUUCCUGCGGACUAGCAGAAGAAUUGGAGAAUGAAAAAGCGGAAAAAGAACCAAAACAGGAGGUUAAGAGUUCAGCCUGUGGAAACUGUUACCUUGGUGAUGCUUUCCGUUGUGCAAGCUGUCCUUACUUGGGAAUGCCAGCAUUCAAGCCGGGGGAGAAAGUUAAGCUAUCAGAUCUUCAAUUGAAAGCUGAUGUGUGAUAUAUUUAAGAACAAUCCAAGUUUCCUAAAUAGAGUAAUUAUGGUUUGUUGUGUGUACCCAUAAUUGUUUUACCAGACGAUGAGUUACAAAAACAUACAAAAUUAGAAGUAUUAAAAACAAAUAGAUUACUAUGUCUGUGUUCUUAUGUGGACAUUAUGAUCGAUUGCUGUUGACACUGACAACUGCAAUGACAGAAACUUUGUAUUUAUUUUUUUGCAAUCUGGGUUUUCUCGGUACGUUUUAAUAGCACUGGGUUUUUUUCUAUGUCAGAAUUGGAUGGGAACUGCUCCAGUAAUAAUCAAAGUAAUCAUUUUACUGUUUACUUUUUUGUUUGCUUGUUUAUAUUUUCUGUGAUAAAUAUUAUCAAAUAAAGGUAAUGAAUUGAAAUGAACUUCUCAUACAUGACUUUCUAUUCUUGAGAGAAGUUAUGCUGCACCAUCAAAGCUUUAAUUGGAUUAUCUGCCAUGGAAGGUGGUCAUGAAGAGCUUGUGUCUUGUAAAUGUUGAGCAAUUACAGGACCUAAAAAUCCAUCUUUGGCCUUGCCUUCAUGACUAACUGUUUUGACUAAAACUUCUCUGCUUUUCUCUUUAUCCUUAUUGAAUUUGUUCUCAGGUUUUUGAAAGGUCUCUAUUGCGUAGAAGGUAUGGUCUAAGAGUCGACUUCUGUAAGCUUUUAAAUUAUAUAUUAUUUUUGUGGUGAAGAAAGUUCUUUUUUAUUAUAAAGAGCUUGAAAAUCUAGUUAGCUGGUUUAAAGAAGCCUAAAUUCAUUCAAUUAUUUAGGGGAACUUGCAUAAGAUAAGUUUGCAGUCGGAAAUGUUUUAUUAUGCGCGGUAGACUACUUUUUGUAUCUGCGCACGGUGACAGUACUGACAGUCAAUUCUAGAUUACUGUUGGAUGGCGAUAGCGCAGUUGCUUGUAAAUGGAGUGCAACCAAUGGCUAACUCAUCUCGUGCAAGUUUCUGUAAGCACUUUGAACAUGCCUCCAUUGUACUGUAUAAUUGUUAAUCAAAGUAAAUCAACCAGUUCUAUCAUCA
Messenger RNA from Bemisia tabaci, 2088 nucleotides. RefSeq names its product cytokine induced apoptosis inhibitor 1 (gene CIAPIN1). Gene Ontology annotation, biological process: iron-sulfur cluster assembly. The record is from RefSeq and is a predicted model, not a curated record. Gene Ontology annotation, molecular function: iron-sulfur cluster binding. Gene Ontology annotation, cellular component: cytoplasm. NCBI's taxonomy places the organism in Eukaryota, Metazoa, Arthropoda, Insecta, Hemiptera, Aleyrodidae.